Molecule: messenger RNA, 1139 nt
Organism: Rattus rattus (black rat)
Lineage: Eukaryota; Metazoa; Chordata; Mammalia; Rodentia; Muridae
Gene: Mvb12a
Product: multivesicular body subunit 12A
Exons: 6
Coding region: 82-963 (293 amino acids)
Biological process (GO): viral budding; receptor catabolic process; regulation of epidermal growth factor receptor signaling pathway
Cellular component (GO): ESCRT I complex; cytosol
Source: RefSeq, a predicted model, not a curated record
UUUCGAAAGUUUUCUGGGAGUUGUAGUCCGAGGUUCCGGACCCUCCGAGGGCGUUAGCUGCCUUUUGAACUCCCAGGGAGGAUGGAUCCCGGGACGGAUUCAACGCCGCUUGCCGCCCUGGUUUGGUCGUCCGCCUCGGCGCCGCCGCCGCCGGGUUUCAGCGCGAUCACCUGUACCGUGGAGGGCGCGACGGCCAGCUUCGGCCGAGGCUUCGCGCAGAAGGCCGGCUACUUCCUGUGCCUGAGCACACUGGGUAUCCCAGAGAACCCUCAGGACAAUGUGGUAGUGGACAUGCAGAUCGUGAUGGACAAGGGGCCCCUGCCGCCAGGCUUCUCUACAGUCAACGACCCUCAGGAUGCCAGGACCUCUGUGUCCAAGAAGAAGCGCAUGUGUGUGAAGCUGAUGCCCCUGGGGACGGCAGACGUGGUAGUGAGCGACGUGAAGCUCAGUGGGAAAACCAAGACCGUGCCUGGGUAUCUGCGAGUGGGGGACAUUGGUGGCUUUGCCAUCUGGUGCAAGAAAUCCAAAGCCCCAAAGCUGGUGCCCAAGCCUGGCACACUCAGCCAGGACAUGCGAGGCCUCUCACUGGACCAACCCAAAGAGCCCAGCAAAGGUAGCCACCCAGAGCGGACACUGUCCAGACUGGGCUCUCGGGCUUCCACCCUAAGGAGGAACGACUCCAUCUAUGAGGCAUCCAGUCUCUAUGGCAUUUCAGGUGAGCCCCGAGUGAAGAAAGUAAACCUGCGGUGGGAGGUCUCUGGAGAUGCUCCCAGGACCAUGGCCGGGGAAGACACAAGAGCUAGAUGCAACCUCUCCUUGGCCUGUCCUACCAAGCAUUUAGAUUUUAAGCUUUAUUUUUAUUUAUACAUGUGGGUGUUUUGCCUGCAAAUGUGUCUGUAUAUUGCCCUGGAAGGCCAGAAGUGGGUGCUGGAUCCCCUGGAACUGGGGUUGAAAGGGUUGUGAGUUGCCACGUGGGUGGUGGGACCUGAAGCCAGGACCUCUGUAAGAGCAGCCGGUGCUCUUAACUGCUGAGCUGUCUCUCUAGGCCCCAAACUGUAUUUUCCCCCCUCGGUGGCUGUGGAGAGGGGGCGACUGGGACCUCACUCUCUGCAGUGCUCUGGGCAGAAUCCAGGAUGUGU